Molecule: messenger RNA, 12832 nt
Organism: Drosophila obscura
Lineage: Eukaryota; Metazoa; Arthropoda; Insecta; Diptera; Drosophilidae
Gene: Dhc16F
Product: dynein heavy chain 6, axonemal
Biological process (GO): microtubule-based movement
Cellular component (GO): dynein complex
Molecular function (GO): dynein light intermediate chain binding; minus-end-directed microtubule motor activity; ATP binding
Source: RefSeq, a predicted model, not a curated record
CCCAAAGGCGGAAGGGGAAGGGACUGCAAGCGAGACAAACUUUUGGAAUAUUUCCAAAACGCCUCAAUAAAGCACACAGAAUGGAACGAAAAGCUCAGCAACGAAAAGCUCUGCUGCCAAAGGCUUUUCCAUGGCAACGAAGGAAACGGGGAAGCGGAGAAACCGUUACCCAGAACGGAUAACAAAAACAGUAAAGCAGGCACGAAUAACUGUCAGUACAUAUAUAAUAAAUGAGUACAUACUCAUGUAAAUAUAAACAUAUAGCCAGCAUAUUCAGUAUAUAGAGACAGAGUCCCCCCAACGAUAUUCCAAGAUGUCCAGAUCGUCGGGGAAGGGUAAAUCAUCAGAAACGACGCUGGUGCGAUGGAGCAACAGUCGGCAAAAUCGUGCCCCGGGCACGGGGAUAGCCUCCGCUGCUAGCAGCGAACUAAACGUCACCAUGUCCGCCAUGCCACCCGACAGCAACGCCGAUGGCGACGCUGCCGCCGCCACCGGCACCGGCACCGGCGGUCAUGUGCAGCUGCUGGACGGCAAGAGCUCGGUAGCCACGAGCAGCAUUACAUCACCGAGGGAUACAGCGGUAUCCAGGGCGCGAAAACAGCGACUCAACUUCCAGCGAAAGGGCUCGACGGUGGGCAGCGUUGGGGCCAGGUCUCGCAGCCCCAGCACCACCAAGAUAACGACGGGCGCCUCGCUGAUACCGAAUCUCAAUCUGGUGAUCAAUCGGAUGCGGGCCAGGCAGGACGAUGCAUUCGUCUACAUGGACUACAUGCUGCCGCACGACAGCGAAUACUUUACGCCGUACAGCCUGCGGGAGGUGGAAUACGAGGAUCUGAAUCCAUACGAGCCAUUCUUUACGGUGACGCGUCACGGUGUCACCUUUUGGCACUGCUCGGAGAACUUCUUCACGCCGCUCGAUCAGUGGCAGCAGGAAUUUGUGCAGUUCCUCAGCAUCAUCCAGAUACGUUCAUUCUCCAUUUUCCGGCUCUGGAAGGGCUUCAAGGUGUGGGAGAAGACAAUCAAAUGGCGCAAGCUGAACGAGGCGCGCGACUAUCUGCACAACAAUCUGUUCAUUGUGAUACCACAGCUGGCCAAGGCCAUUUUGCGCAUGCGCGCCGAAAUCGUUCAAAUGGAGCGUCUGAAUUUCGUGAAUAUCAGCAACAUCGAGAACUGGCAUCCGUUCUACUUUCUCGAGACCCAUAUGCGCAUCUACGAGCAGCUGCACAAGAUCUUUCACGAUUUUCGUACACAAUUUGGCGUUUCGAUAUUUCGUGCCUGCACGGAUGCCAUACAGGCGCGCGGCUUCUAUCCGGACGAUGAGGUCAACUACUAUCCAUCGAUGAAGAAGAUGCGCGAGGCGCACAGCUUUAUGGAUCGGGCACGCAAGCGAGCCUUCUGCAAGACCCUAACAAACUUUCUCACGUACUCCGACAUGAUGGUCUUUCAAAUGCUUUACCGCAUCACCACCAAAAGCUUUGAGGAUCUGGCCCAUGCCUUCGAGGAGCACGAUGCCGUGGGGCCAACGGACGCGGACAUUUCCAGGCACAGUCGAACGGAUAAGCGGGUCGAGAGGCAGCGGCCGGCCGACAAGCCACAGCAUCCAUUCUUUCUGGCAAUGCUGCGACUGUUGCCCGAUCGCAUCGAUAUCGAGCCAUCGGAGGAGGUCAUCAAGAUCAUUUUUCAGCGCAUCACCGGACUGAUACUCGAGACGGUGCUGGACAUUCGACCAUUUACAACGGACCCGUACUUCAAGCAGUACACAGAGCCAUCGAUCAUGGGACGUCAGGAGGAGGUGCUGUAUGAUGGCGCGCCCGAUCUGCACUGGCUGCUACGUGCCGAUAGCACUUUCCAGUUUAAUCGGAAAAAUAUCUUCUAUCUGCUGCGCAAAGCCUACGAUCGGGCUCGCACCUAUACGGAACGUUUCCAUGCAAUUCGCGAGAACUUUGAGAUCGACACCCACACAGAUCCCGAAACUUUGAGCAGCGAAAGGGAUCUGACCACGCUGCGCAACUACUGCGAUCGCUAUUGCAACAAUGUGCGUGCCCUGGAUGGUAUCUUGGAGUUUGUUUAUCUGGGAUUGCUGAAGCUGACGCAGACGAACUUCAAGGAUGCUGUGACGCCGGUGUGCCAGCGUCUGCAGAACGUCCUGGCCACAUAUCUGCCCAAGCUGGCCGAGGAGGAGACGACGCGACUGUACGAGGAGGCGCAGGAUUUCUUUGGCCGCAUCUGCUUCGAGCCGCAGGAGACGCUCGAUAUUGUGAAUCACAUACGAUUCCUGGACACAUGCAGCGCGGAGCUCGAUAUCAUAUUCGAGGGUAUCGACUAUGUGCACGAUCUGCUGCUGAUUAUCAAGGACUUUGCCAUACCGAUCGAUGACGAUCGCAAAGAGGACUACAUGGACACCGAGGACUAUGUGAAUCGCACCAAGGACACGCUGCUCGAGAUCCAGGAGAAGCGGCAGGAGUUCAUCAAUCGCCUCGAGGAGGCCAUGAUGGAUGACAUAUUUACGCUCAAAGAGGAGAUACACGUGAUCGCUGUGGAGGCCCUCGAGCCAUGGCUCUUGAAUGCCAAAUCCGAACGGAUUUCGGUUACAAACAAGCUGGACGCGCUGAUGGAUCAGCUGAGUGGUUGCAAGGAGCGUGCCGAGGAGUUCCUGGGCUACCAGAAGGAAUUCCGCAUCGAUCUAACCAUGUACGAGGAGAUGGACCAGGCCUUCUACGACAUACGCAUGCGCCAGAAUCUCUACAAGACGAUGAUCGACUGGGAGCAGGCACUCACCGACUGGCAGGCGGCCGAUUUCAACACUUUGAUUGUCGCCGAUAUGCUCGAACUUAAUUCGAAGACGAUCAAAAACUGUCUGCAGUUCCAGAAGUAUCUGCCAGAGAAUAACAUUGUGCCAGUGCUGCAGAAAUCGGCCGAGGAGUUCAAGGAGAAGCUGCCCGUCAUUGGAUAUCUGCGCAAUCCCAAUCUUCGAGCUCGCCACUGGUCAGAGAUCGAAGAGCUGUUGAGCCAUAAAUUCUUUCAGGAGAAGGACAUCGUGCUGGCCACCUACGAGGAGGUGCAUGCCUUCGAUGACGAGGCCAUUGGCGAGUCCCUCAUGCAGAUCUCAUCACAAGCCACCGGCGAAAUGCAGCUCGAGAAUAUGCUGAAAGCCAUCGAAACGAUCUGGAAGGAGACCGAACUGGCCAUUGUCUCGCAUCACGAUCAGAAGGAUGUCUUCAUACUGGCCGGCACCGAGGAGCUGCAGGCGGUGCUCGAUGAUGCCAAUGUGAAUAUCAAUACGAUAGCCGCCUCCAAAUUUGUGGGUCCCAUCAAGGGCAAGGUGGAUGAGUGGAUCACCGAUAUGGAUCAAUUUGGCAAGACUUUCGAGGCCUGGAUGGACUGUCAGGGUGCAUGGAUAUAUUUGGAGGCCAUAUUCGCAUCGGCGGAUAUACAGCGCCAGCUGCCCAACGAGGCCAAAAUGUUCUUUCAGGUGGACAAAUGCUUCAAGGAGAUUGUCCGCCAGGCCAAGAAAGUGGCACUGGCCCUGCCCACAAUGUCCAGUGUGGAGGUGUACGAUGCCCUUGUGGAGAACAAUCGAUUGCUCGAUCUAAUCUCACGCGGCCUGGAGGCCUAUCUGGAGGUGAAGCGUGUGGUAUUUCCCAGAUUCUACUUCCUGUCGAACGAUGAACUUCUGGAGAUUCUGGCCCAGACGCGCAUACCACAGGCCGUGCAGCCGCAUUUGCGCAAGUGCUUCGAUGCCAUCUACCGUCUGGAGUUCGGCUCCAAGGACAGUGGCGAUGACAAGGUGGUGGCCACCAAUGACAUUAUCGCCUAUCUAUCGCCGGAGGGCGAGAAGCUGCAGUUUGGCAAAGGACUGAAGGCGCGCGGCGCCGUCGAGGAGUGGCUCAGCAAGGUGGAGGAGGCGAUGUUUGUCUCCGUGAAGCGCUACAUGCGCUUCGGCUAUCAGUGCUAUCUGGCCAAGGAGCGCGAGGAGUGGUUCCAGGAUCAUCCCAAUCAGGUGGUGCUCACCGUCUCCCAGGUGCAGUGGGCCGCCGACAUUCAUCGCAUAUUCGACAACAAGGAGAAGAACCCAGCGAACAUAAUGGAAAAGAUGGGCAAAUUUGAGGUGAAAUGCCUCAAGGAUCUGGGCGCACUGGCGGCCCUCACACGGCGCAGCAUCACUUCGCUGCUGCGCAAGAUCCUUUGUGCGCUGAUCACCAUCGAUGUCCAUGCCAAGGACUCGGUGCGCACUAUCGAGAAGGAGGUCUGCAAGCCCAACGACUUCAAUUGGCUGAAAAUGUUGCGAUUCUAUUGGGCGGAUGAAACGGAGACCGUGUACUCCCGUAUGGCGGCCGCCAAUAUUCCCUACUACUAUGAAUAUCUGGGCGCUGGCGGUGUCCUGGUGCUCACCCCGCUCACAGAUCGCUGCUACCUGUGUCUGAUGGGCGCCUUUCAAAUGGAUUUGGGUGGAGCGCCUGCUGGGCCGGCGGGCACCGGCAAAACCGAGACGACCAAGGAUCUGGCCAAGGCCCUGGCCAAGCAGUGUGUCGUCUUUAACUGCUCCGAUGGCCUCGACUACAAGAUGAUGGGCCGCUUCUUUUCGGGUCUGGCCCAGUGCGGUGCCUGGUGCUGCUUCGACGAGUUCAAUCGCAUCGAUAUCGAGGUGCUGUCCGUGAUUGCCCAGCAGUUGAUCACCAUACGAACGGCCAAGGCCAUGAGGGCAAAGCGAUUCGUCUUUGAGGGUCGCGAGAUCAAGAUUAAUCGCUCAUGCUGCGUCUUCAUUACAAUGAAUCCGGGCUAUGCGGGCCGCACAGAGCUGCCCGACAAUCUGAAGGCCCUGUUCCGGCCCAUCUCAAUGAUGGUGCCCGACUAUGCUUUGAUCUCCGAGGUGAUCCUAUACUCGGAGGGCUUCGAGGAUCCCAAAAUCCUCGCCCGCAAGAUGGUGCAGAUGUACCAGCUGUGCAGCCAGCAGCUCAGCCAACAGAAUCACUACGACUUCGGCAUGCGAGCCGUCAAGUCGGUGCUGGUCAUGGCCGGUGCCCUGAAGCGUGCCUCGCCCGAUCAGCGUGAGGAUAUCACACUGAUUGCCGCACUGCGCGACUCCAAUAUACCCAAGUUCUUGGCCGACGAUGCUGUGCUCUUCCGUGGCAUCCUCAGCGAUCUGUUUCCGGGCGUGGAACUGCCGGACUCACAGCAUCCGAAUCUGGAGGCCAGUCUGCUGCUGGGACUGCGCCAGAAGAACCUGCAGCCGGUGGCCACCACCAUACGCAAGUGCCUGCAGCUGUACGAGACGAUGUGUGUGCGGUGGGGCGUUAUGCUGGUGGGUCCAACGGGCGGCGGCAAGUCCGUGGUGCUGCAUGCCCUCGAGUUUGCGCUGGCCCAUCUCUUUGAGAUUGAGGUGCAGGAUCCGAACUUUCGGCCCGUUGUCAUACAGACAAUGAACCCCAAGGCGGUGUCCAUGAACGAGCUGUACGGCUAUGUGGAUCCCAAGACGCUGGAAUGGCAGGACGGUCUCCUUGGUCUGGCCGUGCGCACAGCCACCAAUGUGGAGGAUGAGAUCCAUCAGUGGAUCAUGUGCGAUGGCCCAGUGGAUGCUGUUUGGAUUGAGAACUUGAACACCGUGCUGGACGACAACAAGAUGCUGUGUCUGGCGAAUUCGGAACGCAUCAAGCUCACCGCCUGGAUACACAUGCUGUUCGAGGUGCAGGAUCUGCUGCAGGCCUCACCCGCCACUGUCUCACGGUGCGGCAUGGUCUACGUGGAUCCCACCGAUCUUGGCUGGCUGCCGCUGAUCGAUACCUGGCGUGAGGUGGAGAUGCGCCAGAAGCUGUCACCCGCACUCACCGAAUUCCUGUAUCAACUGUUCACGGGCUACUUUGAGAAGGCAUUGAAGAUCGAGCGUAAGCGUGCGGUGUACACCAUCCAUCAGGUGACCAAUGCCAAGGUGCGUCUGUGCUGUGCCCUCACCUCAUCGCAGCUGGAGGCCGUCAAGUGGUCGCCAUUGACAGACGAACAGGCCAAGGAGCUCAUCACAAAGAUCUUCUCAUGGAGCGUACUCUGGUCGAUUGCCUCCAAUCUGAAGGAUGCCGAAAAAGUUGCCUACGAGGAGCAGUGGAGCCGCAUCGUUGCCCAGCAUCCGAAUAUGGACCUGCCAAAGCAUACAAUGUGGAACUAUCGCGUGGAUCUGGAGACACGCGAAUGGGGCAAAUGGCUGGACAUAAUGCCCAAGUUCAAGUUCAGCUCGGAGAUCUCCUACUAUGACAUGCAGGUGCCCACAGUGGAUACCACCAAAUACGGCUAUGUUGCUGAUCUUCUGUUCAAGCGCAAUAUACCCGUCAUGUUUACGGGUGAGACGGGCGUGGGCAAAACGGUGCUGGCCAUCAGUUGCAUGAAGCGUCUGUCCGAGGGCAAGGUCAUACCAGUAAUCCUCAACUUUUCGGCACAGACGAGCAGCAUACGCACCCAGGAGAUGAUCGAGGGGCCGCUGGAGAAGCGAAAGCGCACCCAAUUGGGUGCGCCAGUGGGCAAGACGGUGAUCAUAUUUAUAGACGAUGUGAAUAUGCCCAAGCUGGACACGUACGGCAGCCAGGCGGCCAUUGAGCUGUUGCGUCAGUUUCUCGACUUCAAGGGCUUCUACGACCGGGAGAAGCUCUUCUGGAAGGAGGUGCUCGAUGUGGUGCUGGGCUGUGCCUGUGCACCGCCUGGUGGCGGUCGCAAUCCGCUAACACCGCGCUUUGUGCGACACUUUGCAUUGUUCUCGCUGCCCAAGCCCAAUGAGGAGACCCUCACGCAGAUCUUUAAUGGCAUUCUGUUAGGCUUUUUGGGCUCAUUUUCGGGUGCGAUACGCUCCCUCUCCGAGCCGAUGGUGAAUGCCUGCGUGGAUGUCUAUAUGCGGGUGGCCAAUGUGAUGCUGCCGACGCCCGAUCGCUCUCAUUAUAUAUUCAAUUUGCGAGAUCUGUCCAAGUGCAUUCAGGGCAUACUGCAGGCGACCAAUCUGCACUACAAUCAGGAGAAUCAGAUACUGCGUCUGUUCUACCAUGAGACGACGCGCGUCUUUCACGAUCGCCUGAUCAAUCAGGAGGACAAGGAUCUGUUCAAGAGCCUCAUGAAGAGCGUCUGCCAGCUGCACUUUAAGCGCGACGUUGUCGGCGAUGACGAGCCGGCGAUUCUGUUCGGUGACUUUAUGAUAUUUGGCAAGCCGAAAAACGAACGCAUCUACGACGAGAUCAAGGAUCAUGCCAAGCUGGAGAGCGUCCUCAAUGACUACAUCGUCGACUACAACUCAAUGGCCGUGGGCAAGCGCAUGAAGCUGAUACUCUUCCAGGACGCCAUGGAGCAUACGGUCCGGCUGGCCCGCCUGCUGCGCAGCGAUCGUGGCAAUGGCCUACUGGUGGGCGUCGCCGGCAUGGGCAAACAGUCGCUUACACGCCUGGCCUCCCAUGUCAAUGAGUACAAUUGCUGGCAGAUCGAGAUGCGGCGCAAUUACGAUCUGAAUGCGUUCCACGAGGAUUUGCGUGUCCUUUACCGCAUCGCAGGGAUUGAUAACCAUCCGGUGACCUUCCUGAUGAUCGACAGCCAGAUUGUCGAGGAGGAGUUCCUGGAGGACAUCAACAACAUCCUCAACUCGGGCGAGGUGCCCAAUCUCUUUGAAAGCGAUGAAUUCGAGAAGAUCAUACUGGAUGCCCGCGACGCCUGCAACGAGCAACAAAAGAAUGAACCCUGCAAUCGUGACAGCAUCUACAAGUUCUUUAUCAAUCGAGUGCGCAACAAUCUGCAUGUGGUGAUGUCAAUGAGUCCCGUGGGCGAUGCCUUUCGUCGCCGUUGCCGCAUGUUCCCCUCGCUGGUCAACUGCACGACAAUCGAUUGGUUCACCAGCUGGCCCACGGAGGCCCUCUAUUCGGUGGCCCUUGGACUGCUCACCAAGAUUGCACCCAAAAUGGAAGAUCGCGUCGCGCUGGCCAGCGUCACAGUGUUUAUGCAUAAGACUGUGGAGGAUGCAUCGGUGCGUUUCUACAAGGAGAUGAAGCGCCACUAUUACACCACGCCCAGCAGCUACCUGGAGCUGCUGAAGCUCUAUCAGAAUCUGCUGAAGGCCAAGAACCAGGAGAUCAUUGCCAAGCGCAAGCGCAUUGCCAAUGGCCUCAACAAGCUGCUGGAGACCAACGAAGUGAUUGCUGUGAUGCAAAAGGAACUGGAGGUGAUGGUGCCCCAGCUGGAUGAGAAAUCGGCGCUGAUGAAGUCGCUGCUGGCGAAUCUCACAACGGAAACGAAGCAGGCGGACACCGUCAAGCAGGGCGUCAUGGAGGACGAGGCCAAUGCCAAAGAGAAGGCGGCCGUGGCUCAGGCCAUAUCCGAGGAUGCUGGCAAGGAUCUAGAGAUUGCAAUGCCGGCGCUGCGCGAGGCCGAGGAUGCCUUGAAGGGCCUCACCAAGGCGGACAUCAAUGAGCUAAAAUCAUUCACAACGCCCCCAGCGCUGGUGCAGUUCUGCAUGGAGGCCGUUUGCAUUCUACUGGGCGCCAAACCCACUUGGGCUUCAGCUAAGGCUAUUAUGGCGGACAUAAACUUCAUCAAGCGGCUGUUCGAGUACGACAAGGAGCACAUGAAGGACGAUGUGCUGAAGAAGGUCAAGAAGUACAUCGAUCACAAGGAUUUUACCCCAGCCAAAUUCGAAAAGGUCUCGAAGGUGGCCAAAUCGGUGAGCAUGUGGGUGAUUGCCAUGGACAAGUUCUCGAAAGUGUACAAGGUGGUGGAGCCGAAAAUCAAGCGCAAGGAGGCCGCCGAGGCGGAGCUCAAGGAGGUGAUGGUCGUGCUGCGGCAGAAGCAAAAGGAGCUGGCCGCCGUCGAGGCGAAAAUUCAGACGCUGCGCGACAGCCUCGACGAGAAGCAGCGCGAAUUUCAGGUGAUUCAGGACAAUGUCGAUCUCACCUAUGGCCGCAUCAAUCGCGCCGGCCGCCUCACCUCCGCCCUGUCCGACGAGCAGGUGCGCUGGCGUGAGACGGUCAAAUCGCUGACCGCCGAUCUGGCCUGUGUGCCGGGCGAUGUUCUCGUGGCAGCCGCUUGUGUGGCCUAUAUGGGUGCCUUCUCGCACCUGUAUCGGCGCGACAUGGGCGCCCUGUGGGUGAGCAAGUGUCGCGAGAAUAAGAUACCCUCCAGCGGGGAGUUCAAUCUGCUGAAGGUGCUGGGCGAUGCGUACGAGAUGCGUCAGUGGAAUGUGGACGGUCUGCCCAAGGACAACAUCUCCAUCGAGAAUGGCAUCUAUGCGACGCGCGCCCUGCGCUGGGCCUUGAUGAUCGAUCCCCAGGAGCAGGCCAAUCGCUGGAUACGCAACAUGGAGAAGGAGAACAAUCUGCAGGUGGUGAAAAUGACCGAUGCGAGCAUGAUGCGCAUCCUGGAGAAUAGCGUACGGCAGGGCUAUCCGGUGCUGCUCGAGGAGAUCGACGAAACAAUCGAUCCGGCACUGCGGCCCAUCCUGCAACGCGAGACAUACAAGUACGAGGGUCGCAUAUAUCUCAAGCUGGGCGAUCAGGUCAUUGACUACGAUGAGAACUUUAAGCUGUAUAUGACCACAAAGCUGCCCAAUCCCCACUACCUGCCGGAGGUGUGCAUCAAUGUGACGCUGGUCAAUUUCCUAGUGACCGAAAGUGGCCUCGAGGAUCAGCUACUAGCCGACAUUGUGGCCAUUGAGCUACCUGCCAUGGAGGCGCAACGCAACGAUCUGGUGGUGAAGAUCAAUGCCGACAAGCAGCAGCUGUUGAGCCUCGAGGACAAGGUGCUGAAGCUGCUGUUCAACUCCGAGGGCAACAUACUCGAUGACGAGGAGCUGGUGGAGACCCUUAACGAUGCCAAGGAAACGUCGCUCAUCAUUGCCGCUCGCCUCAUCGACACCGAGGAAACGGAGAAGAUUAUCACCGCAUCGCGUGAACGGUAUAGGAUUUUGGCGUCGCGCGGUGCCAUCCUGUACUUUGUGGUGGCUGGACUGGCCGAGAUCGAUCCCAUGUAUCAGUACAGCCUCAAGUACUUUACGCAGGUCUUCUGCAAUGUCCUGCGCCAGGAGCAUCCCGUGCAGGCCGUCGAGGUGCGCAUCUCCGCCUUGAUGGUGGACGAACUGAAGGCCAUCUAUGACAACAUAUCGCGUGGCCUGUUUGAAAAUCACAAGAUCAUCUUUAGCUUCCUGCUGGCCCUGUCCGUGGAGCGGCAGGAGAAGCGCGUCUCCGACGAGGAGUUCAGUUUCCUAACACGCGGCGCCGUCGGCAAUAUACGUCCCAAGCAGCAGCCAUCCAGCACAAAGCUCAGCCAAAUGGAGUGGGAUGCGUGCAUCUACUUGGAGGACAACUUUCCGGACACAUUCGCGGGCUUCAGCAGCGAGAUAGACAGGCCGUUCUUCCUGCAGCUGCAGGACAACAGCGAGAUCUUUGACUUUGCCCGCACCAAGCAGCCGCCCACGGACAAGUGGAACAAGCGGCUGCGCAUCUUUCACAAGCUCAUGUUCAUCGCUAUCUUCCGCAAGCCGCGCUUCCUGCUGAAUGUUGUCAGCUAUCUGCAUGGCACCGUUGGCCGCUACUUCACCGAGGUCUCUGCCACGGGCACACAAUUGAGCACCGUCUUCCUGGACACCUCCGAGGUGACGCCUCUGAUCUUUGUGCUGUCAACGGGCUCCGAUCCGAUGUCGGGCUUCCUGAAGUUCACCACCCAAAUGCAAUAUACGGAAAAGUACUAUUCGAUAUCGCUGGGCCAGGGCCAGGGACCGGUGGCCGAGAAUCUGAUUGACAAGAGCCUGCGGCUGGGACACUGGGUCUUUCUGCAGAAUUGCCAUUUGGCCACCUCAUGGAUGCGCACCCUAGAGACAAUUGUGCGCAAUCUGUCGCUGGGCAUUACCAAGUCGCAUCCCGAAUUUCGGCUCUUCCUCUCAUCGAUGCCCAUCAGGGAGUUCCCAAUCAGUGUGCUGCAGAAUUCGGUGAAGAUCACCAAUGAGCCGCCCAAGGGUAUCAAGGCGAAUGUGAUUGGCGCCCUGGCGGAUCUCAAGCGGGACUUCUUCGAGCAUCACAUCCAGAACGGCAACUGGCGGGCCAUUGUCUUUGGGCUGUGCAUGUUCCAUGCGGUGCUGCUGGAGCGUCGCAAAUUCGGUCCCCUUGGCUGGAACAUCAUGUACGAGUUCAAUGAGAGCGAUCGCGAGUGCGGCCUCAAGACGCUCGAUUUCUUUAUCGAUCGCGAGGUAAUGGACGAUAUACCCUGGGAGGCGAUACUCUAUAUUAACGGUGAGAUCACCUGGGGCGGUCGCGUCACCGACUACUGGGAUCUGCGUUGCCUGCGCACGGUGCUGAUGAUCUUCUCGUCGAAGCGGAUCAUACAGCCGGAGUAUAAGUAUUGUCGGGGCGAUGCCUACUAUAGGGAUCCGCGCAAGAAGACGCUCGCCGAGUACUCGACCUUUGUGCAGGGCUUUCCGGUGCUCGAGGAUCCGGAGAUAUUUGGCAUGAAUCAGAACGCCAAUAUUGUGUUUCAGACCAAGGAAACGGAAUUCUUUAUCAGCACCCUGCUGCUGGGCCAGCCACGAUCAGCCGCCGACGAGGGUCAGGCGGCGGAGAAUGACAUCUGUCAGCAGAUUAUUGCCCGCAUCCAGGAGGCGCUGGUCAACAAGAUCAAGCGUGAGCCCCUCCAUGACACCCUCUCGACGCUGGACAGCAAGGGACAGGUGCCGUCGCUGACAACGGUGCUGGUGCAGGAGAUCGAUCGCUUCAACAUUGCGCUGGGCAUCAUACACGACAGCCUGACGAAUCUGGCCAAGGCCAUCAAGGGUCUGGUGGUGAUGUCCGAGGAGCUGGAGAAUGUAUUCAAGGCGCUGCUGGCCAAUCUGGUGCCCGCUUCCUGGGCCAAGCGGAGUUUCCUCUCCAUUAAGCCGCUGCCCAACUACAUAACGGACUUUCAGCGACGCAUCGACUUCAUUCAGCACUGGGCGGAGAAUGGGGCGCCGCGCUCCUACUGGAUCAGUGGCUUCUUCUUUCCGCAGUCCUUCCUCACGGGCGUGCUGCAGACGUACGCGCGCCGUCGCGUGCUGCCCAUCGAUUCGCUGAAGAUCGACUUUGACAUUGUCGAGCGGGAGCUGGUGCAGCAGGAUUUCUUUGAGGCCCACAAUGCGGGUAAAAGUGACGAACGUUUGUAUGGCAAUCUGCUGGAGUGCACCGAUGCCGUCAUCAAUGUCCAUGGCAUAUUCAUCGAAGCGGCCCGCUGGGACCUCAGCCGGGGCGGCCUCUGCGAUGCCAAAUUCGGUGAGCUGUACACGCGCCUGCCCAUCGUUCGGUUCAUGCCCUGCCUGGAGAUUUCACCGCAGGUGCGUUACGAGGCGCCACUCUACAAGACCCAGCAGCGAUCCGGCGUCCUCUCCACCACCGGCCAUUCCACGAAUUUCGUCUUGUCCGUCCUGCUGUUUAGCCAAAAUGAUCCCGAAUUUUGGGUGAUGCGUGGCACAGCUCUCGUUUCGGGUGUCGUUGAGAAUGUGUCCUAAAAAACAAAAAAAAAACGGAGCAGUAUAGGGAGUUAUCUCUGAGUUGUCUCGUAAUGUACUGAUAUUUUCUCUGUUUAUUUUCUGCAUAUUUUCCUUACGGCAUUUCGUUUAUUUUGUUACUCUGUUCUCAUGCUCUCUCUCAUGCUGUUUUGUCGUGUGCGUGUGUAUGUGUGUGUGUGUACUGUUAUUAUAUACAAAUAAAUGUUCUUAAGAUUAAGAUCUAGGGUUUUUUUUUCUGGGGUAGGAGGCUGGCUAUAUACCACAUCUCUAGCACAUUUAGAUAUAUCCUUUUUGGUUCGAUUUUUUUUAGUUUUUUUUUUUUUGUUCGAUUCUACAUGUUUACAGCUACGA